CAUUCUCUGUAUAUGGGCGCACGCUCUGCCAGGUGAGCUACCCAGGCACUCGAUCUCCCCCCUUUGUUUGGGCCUGUGUCUGUGCCUUCCUCUACCUUUCUAAAUAUUUAAAGCCUAACUAGCUUUCAGUGUCUGGUUGCAGUCUGUAGAGAAACAGCAGUCAGUAACAACAAUGGCCCAGCUUGUGUCUUCCCUGGGGCUGUUCUGCCAGGUCAAUGCAUUCGCCUGCCUGCUUCUCUGCUACCUGCUCUACAUUCUGCUGGGUGCCGUGGUGUUCACAGCGGUGGAGAGGCCACUGGAGAAACAGCUGCGAGCCGAGCUGGAGGAUGUGCAUGGCUCCUUCCUGCAGGAGAACGUCUGCGUGCAGCCGGGCAGGCUGAGCCAGCUGCUGGAGAAAGCUCUCGCUGCUCACCAGAACGAUGUGGCUGUUCUUAAGGCCGAGGCUGAGGACGCAGGCUACGACUUCACAUCGUCCCUCUACUUUGUCAUUGUCACUCUGACCACCAUGGGUUCUGACUCUUACACCCCCAAAUCAGACAAAGCCAAGCUUUUCUGUAUCUUCUACUGCGCCGUGGGGAUCCCCCUCACCCUGUUCCUCCUCACCCUACUGUCCAACCUCCUCCUCCAUGUGGUCACCCACGCUCCUGUCCAUCACCUGCACACAUACUGGGGUUGGUCCUACAGCCGGGCCAUCAUGCUCAAUGCCGCUCUCCUCUCUGUGCUUGUCCUGUCCCUCCUCUUCCUCCUCCCCGCCCUACUGGUCUGUCUGCUGGAGCCAGACUGGAGCUUCCUGGAUGCUCUUUUCUUCUGCUUUGUCAUCCUGAGCACCGUCGGCCAGGGAGAUAACUCUCUGGGGAGAACCUGGGGCCCGGCAGCCAAGGAGACGCUCCAACUCCUCACCACAGGUUACCUGCUGGUGGGCCUGGUGGCGAUCAUUACCCUCAGGGAUACUGUCCUGCAGGUUCCCCCGGUCCGUGCUGUGAUGAGGUUUUUCUCUGCUCCGCAGUAUGCAGAGCUGGAAGGUGAUCUCAGUGAACUGACGCUGAGUGAGGAAAACUGUGAGGAUGAGCCUGAGUACUCUCAGUCCGUCUGCACCAUCUCCUCCACUCCAUUAGAGCUGAUGAGCCCUCAGUCAGACACAGCCACAAACACCUGACAUUCACACAGGACACCAAACGGUCCAAGCCAUCAGCUACUAACUUAAAACUUGUUCGAGUCAGAAGUGUUUUCGUUUUUAUUAGUAUGGUAAAAAGUGUAUAUGCAAAUCCCUCGGCAAUUGUCAACACUGUCAAUUUUUGCUCUGUCCAGUUCCCAGUAUCUACGGGAACUUGUCAGCGCUGCAUUCUUUUGCUGCUAAUAUAUGCCCUCUCCCUCAAACCACUGACUCAGGGGAUCAGCACUCACCACACAUCCUCUUCAUAUAAUAUUAGCCUCAGUGGGACCAACACGAGGGAGGGUCUCUAAACUUUACAGAGAGAGUGUUAAGGGAUAGGGGGUCUGAAAAAAGGUCUAAAUCUGUGAUGUGUUAUGUUGUUAAUCUUGUGUCUAUCUCAAUACAAAAAGGUUUUUGUUUUUGAUCUGCAUUUUGUAGUGCUCGGUGUCAGUUCCAUAAAGCUGCAUUAAUUGGUUGUUUUUUACGGUGGCCGACAGAGGCAAACGCCCCGCAACUUCAGAAAACACAUGCAAAUAGACAAAACACAAGCACAUUAAGAAAACGGCUUCAUUAAUUUGACAACGCAUGUGCAGCCUUC
Messenger RNA from Etheostoma spectabile (orangethroat darter), 1751 nucleotides. It is a transcript of the gene kcnk7, whose product is annotated as potassium channel, subfamily K, member 7. Gene Ontology annotation, molecular function: potassium ion leak channel activity; outward rectifier potassium channel activity. Gene Ontology annotation, biological process: potassium ion transmembrane transport; stabilization of membrane potential. The record is from RefSeq and is a predicted model, not a curated record. Bases 173 to 1156 code for a protein of 327 amino acids. Gene Ontology annotation, cellular component: plasma membrane. The transcript has 3 exons. NCBI's taxonomy places the organism in Eukaryota, Metazoa, Chordata, Actinopteri, Perciformes, Percidae.